This is a messenger RNA of Sitodiplosis mosellana (orange wheat blossom midge), 2827 nucleotides long. RefSeq names its product serine/threonine-protein phosphatase PP2A (gene mts). The record is from RefSeq and is a predicted model, not a curated record. Gene Ontology annotation, cellular component: cytosol. The transcript is spliced from 4 exons. Gene Ontology annotation, biological process: mitotic cell cycle; peptidyl-serine dephosphorylation. Bases 365 to 1294 code for a protein of 309 amino acids. Gene Ontology annotation, molecular function: protein serine/threonine phosphatase activity. Lineage: Eukaryota; Metazoa; Arthropoda; Insecta; Diptera; Cecidomyiidae.
UUUCUUGGUGUCAAAUUCACCAGUACAUACAUAUAUUAGCUCUCUUGCACAGCCAGCCCAAGUAGGCAACGCUGAAAAAUUCCAUCCAAGUGUUCGUUCGCCCCGUGUAUACCAUACAGUUGAAUGUGUCCGUAGAGAACAGUCGUGUGAGAAAAAGAGAUGCCUGACGUCAUGGUAUAGUGUAAAAUAAAAUUCAGCCAUUUUGUUUGAAGUGAGGUUUAGUCUAACAUCGUUCAUGCGGAAUUUUUUUACGUAAAAAGAAAAUUUCCUCAUCAAAUCAAACGAAAUUCAAUCGAACUUUUAACAAAAUCCACGCAACCAACCGUUUGACACAUCAUUGUUCAGUUUUAAAAAGUGUUUAAUUAUGGAGGAUAAAGCAACGCUUAAAGAUUUAGAUCAAUUUAUCGAGCAGCUAAAUGAGUGCAAACAAUUAACAGAGACGCAAGUGAAAACGUUGUGUGAUAAGGCGAAGGAAAUUUUAUCAAAAGAAUCAAAUGUGCAAGAGGUGAAAUGUCCAGUGACAGUUUGUGGCGAUGUUCAUGGUCAAUUCCACGAUCUAAUGGAACUAUUUCGAAUAGGCGGACGAUCACCCGAUACAAAUUACCUAUUCAUGGGCGAUUACGUUGAUCGUGGCUAUUAUUCAGUAGAAACAGUAACACUUCUAGUGGCGCUUAAAGUACGCUAUCGCGAACGAAUCACAAUUCUACGUGGUAACCACGAAUCCCGUCAAAUCACCCAAGUCUAUGGAUUCUAUGAUGAAUGCUUGCGCAAGUAUGGCAACGCCAACGUAUGGAAAUUCUUCACCGAUCUGUUCGAUUAUCUGCCACUCACUGCAUUGGUUGACGGCCAAAUCUUCUGUUUGCACGGCGGUUUGAGCCCAUCGAUUGACACGCUAGACCAUAUAAGAGCAUUGGACCGGAUACAAGAAGUGCCACAUGAAGGCCCGAUGUGCGAUUUACUGUGGUCAGAUCCAGAUGACCGAGGUGGCUGGGGCAUCUCACCACGUGGCGCUGGCUACACAUUUGGACAAGACAUUUCGGAAACCUUCAACCAUACAAAUGGAUUAACGCUUGUAUCUCGUGCACAUCAACUUGUAAUGGAGGGCUAUAAUUGGUGUCAUGAUCGCAACGUCGUUACAAUCUUCUCUGCUCCGAACUAUUGCUAUCGUUGUGGUAACCAAGCAGCUCUAAUGGAAUUAGAUGAUUCACUGAAGUUUUCAUUCCUUCAAUUUGAUCCAGCUCCUCGUCGUGGUGAGCCGCAUGUUACACGAAGAACACCUGAUUACUUCCUUUAAAAACAACAAUAAAAUUUAACGGUAGUAAUAAUGUUAAAAAGUAAUUACAUUUACACCAACACACACACAACACACAGCAGAAAAACACAACAACAACAAACCGAAACAACUGCAUAUGCAUAAACAAUAAUUUUCCUAUCAGAUUAGUGUUUAUAUAAAAAAAACAACUCUCUGAAAAAAAUUGAGAAAAAAAACAACAAUAAAUAUUAAUAAUACUAUCUAAUUGCUACUUUAAUUUUACAAAUUCAAAAAAAAUGCAUUAAACAACAAAAUCAGUGAAUAAAAAAAAUAAAGAAAAAAAAGCGAAUCAUUCAAAAAAAAAAUCAUCUGAAACAAGAGUUAUUCGUAGAUGAAUAGAAAUGCGAAAUUGGAGAAGAAAAACAAAAAUUAGUAGCCAAGCAAAUUACAUUUUUUAAAGGAAAAAAAGAAAAGAGGAUAGAAAAGAGAAACAAAGAAACAAUGUUAAAACUUCUCGUAUUGCAUAAGAAAUGCAGAAUUGAAUGCAUGAUUUCGACUGUGAAUGGUUUUCUGGGUUCGUGUAAGAUAAGCGCUAAAAAAACUCAUUCAAAAUAAAAUUCUCUCAUCGAGCCGUAUUUCGUGUAAUUAUCGUGACAUUUGGAAAAAAAUAAAUGCUCAUCAAUCCGAAAACAAUGAGAAAAGAAAUUUGCGGAAUUGGUUCAGCGACAUUUGUUUUUCUUUUCUCUAUUGUUGUGUUAAAAAUGGGCAUUUUGUGGAAGUAAACAAGUUAAUGACAUUUUUUUGCUUAUCUAACGCACUGUUUUGUUUUCAAAUGCUGCGUGAUGAAUAACCACCACUUUUUAUUUAAAGAAAAAAAACAAAAACGACGCAAUUUCCUAGUGUAAAAAUUGUGGAUUUGUGCGCAAAAACAAAAUAAGUGUAAGUUUAGUGUAUCGUGGCAUUAGAACAAAAAAAAACCAAAACAAGCAACCAAUUGAAUUUGCCAAACUCACUGGCGAAUUUGGAACAAAUAUCAAAUGUAACACAAAAAUCGUCUCGAUCGAAAUCAAGUUGUUUCUUUGAUAAACAGAAAAACACACACACAUGAGAUAGAGAGAAUUAUACAUUUUUAAAGAGAAUUACACACAGAAAAUAAACACAUGUUCACAUUCAUUCAAUGAAUUAUGGAAUUUACAAGAAUCCACAACUCCGACGCCAUCAAUUUUGCAUUUUUACGGAAUUUCUUUUCUUUUUUUAAACAAAAAAUAAAAUCAUAAACAACAAUCAAAUUAUGUAAUAUUUAUUGGAAAAGUUUCACGUGAGGGAAAAAUGCGUUCAAUGCAUUUCCUUCGUUGUGUUUCUGUAUAGUUUUCUUUUUUCUCCUUUUCGAACUUUUUUUUUAUUUCGUUAUCCCUCUUCUUCAACAUAGACAACAAAAACAAAUUUUUAACUCCAAUUAUACAACAUUUUUAUUUUAAAAUCUUACUAAUUAAUUAUUAUUAUACAAAACAAACAAUUUAAAUUUAAAAGAAAAAUAUGAAUAAAGGAACUGCUGAGAAAUUACAAAAAAAAAAA